Molecule: messenger RNA, 3363 nt
Organism: Strongylocentrotus purpuratus (purple sea urchin)
Lineage: Eukaryota; Metazoa; Echinodermata; Echinoidea; Camarodonta; Strongylocentrotidae
Gene: rtcb
Product: tRNA-splicing ligase RtcB homolog
Exons: 12
Coding region: 219-1745 (508 amino acids)
Biological process (GO): tRNA splicing, via endonucleolytic cleavage and ligation
Cellular component (GO): nucleus; tRNA-splicing ligase complex
Molecular function (GO): RNA ligase (ATP) activity
Source: RefSeq, a predicted model, not a curated record
CGGAGGUUGUUAUUUCGACAUAAAGAGCAAGGCAGCUUUUGCUGCAAGUUUUCUAGGAUAAGAACUUGAAGACGACACCAGACUAGUCCAGAGCUACAGAGAGACAGUAUUAACACAGUCGUCCACAGAAAACCGACAAGAAAUACUAAAUUCAAAAGAGGAUACCGAAGUUUGUCGAGAAGUUCAAGUAUUUAGUGGUGAUUCUGUAGGUGUCCAAGAUGGCGGCUACCGUCCGAGAAUACAAGGAGGAAUUGAAGUACCUCAACAAACUGUCUGACAAUUGCUGGCAGAUAAAGAAAGGAUUUGUUGAUAACAUGAAGGUGGAAGGACGUUUUUAUGUCGAUUCAAAGUUGGAGAAGCUGAUGUUUGAAGAGCUGCAACAAGCCUGUAGAUCAAAAGGUGUUGGAGGUUUUCUACCAGCAGUUAAACAAAUUGCGAACGUAGCAGCACUACCAGGCAUUACUGGGUACUCGAUAGGACUACCAGACAUCCAUUCCGGUUAUGGCUUUGCUAUUGGUAAUAUGGCAGCCUUCGAUAUGUCAAAUCCAGAGGCUGUGGUAUCCCCUGGUGGUGUAGGGUUCGACAUCAAUUGUGGAGUACGUCUCCUGAGAACAAACCUGACCGAGAAGGAUGUCAAACCUGUCAAGGAACAACUCGCACAGUCUCUCUUUGAUCAUAUACCUGUAGGGGUUGGCUCUAAGGGUGUCAUUCCAAUGGGUGCCAAGGAGUUAGAGGAAGCUCUCGAGAUGGGAAUGGACUGGUCUCUCAGAGAAGGGUAUGCUUGGGCAGAGGACAAAGAACACUGUGAAGAAUAUGGUCGUAUGUUGCAAGCAGAUCCCAACAAAGUCAGCGCUAGAGCAAAGAAACGAGGGUUGCCACAGCUGGGAACACUCGGGGCAGGCAACCACUAUGCCGAGAUCCAAGUCGUGGAUGAGAUCUACAAUGAUCAUGCAGCUAAGAAGAUGGGAAUAGACCGGAAGGGUCAGGUCUGCCUGAUGAUACACAGCGGAAGCAGAGGACUGGGACAUCAAGUAGCUACAGAUGCCUUGGUGCAGAUGGAGAAAGCAAUGAAGAGAGAUAAGAUCCAGGUGAACGAUCGUCAGCUAGCCUGUGCUCGCAUCCACUCACAGGAAGGUCAAGAUUACCUGAAAGCCAUGGCAGCCGCUGCUAACUAUGCUUGGGUCAAUCGGUCAAGUAUGACCUUUCUCACCCGCCAGGCAUUUGCUAAACAAUUCAACACCACACCUGAUGAUCUUGAUAUGCAUGUAAUCUAUGAUGUCUCCCACAACAUUGCUAAGGUUGAAGAGCACAUGGUAGAUGGUGUUCAGAAGACUCUUCUGGUCCACAGGAAGGGAUCGACGAGAGCAUUCCCCCCUCACCACCCCCUCAUCCCGGUGGACUAUCAGAUGACCGGUCAACCCGUACUGAUCGGUGGGACCAUGGGUACAUGUAGCUAUGUAUUGACAGGGACCGAGACUGGCAUGGCUGCGACCUAUGGAACAACGUGUCACGGUGCUGGUCGAGCCUGGUCGCGUGCCAAGUCAAGAAGAAACCUGGAUUAUCAGACAGUGCUCAAGAACCUGCACGACUUGGGCAUCUCAAUCAGGGUCGCUUCACCUAAACUCGUCAUGGAAGAGGCUCCGGAGUCUUACAAGGAUGUCACCAGUGUUGUCAAUACAUGUCAUGACGUAGGCAUAAGCAAAAAGGUUCUCAAACUUCGACCGAUUGCUGUUAUCAAGGGUUAAACACCACUAUUCAGACUGCUCAUUUAUCAAAGACUAUCGUUACAACAAAUCCUAUGUCGGAGUACGUGUUACGUGGAUCUACAGAUGUUGAAGUCCAUACAGAAAUAGAGAGGAAGUUGAGGUGUGCUCAAAGUCGGAUGACAAUCAAGGACAAGCUUUACAUGAAAUCUAUGUGAAGAUUGAACAUUGAAGACGGAUUUGUAAUAUGUUGACACUUGACAGUACUUACCUUUACCGGUAAUCGUGUGCUUUGAUAAAGGCCAACACUGAAAAUGGUUCGUAGUGUGGAUGAAUGCAAUAGCAAGAUCAUGAUUGAAGGUAAACAGUAAAGUGUUUUUAUUUGUUAUUACCAUAUUUUCUUGUUUAUUAAAGCAUCACUAGAAAGAUGUGCACCAUAUAAGUUUGUGUCAUACUUCUAAGACAAGCAAUUGAUAGCUAAAUGUAUAUUGUGGAAGCACUGUCAGACCAUUGCUUUUAUGGACCCACUGGGAAAAGAUCUUUGUGAAGGCCCGAAUAGUCCAGCUUGUCCUCUUUAAAAACUUCCAGAAAAUAUCUUGUUACCUCGAUAACUUUCAAAGUAUUGAAGCAAAACAAAGCAAUCAACGAACAUACAGGUGGAAGCAUAUAAAAAUGUAGUUGCAUUCAUCAGUUUUUUUUAAUUUCUCUAUAUGUGUCAAAUUUACCUACUUGUUGUGUACUAUACAGUGUUAAGUACAUGUAGUGGAUGGUGAAUAGAUUGUACCACUCAGGUUUGCAAUGAUGAACACAAAAAGACAUUAUGGUAGUAAUGGUGAACAGAAAGAGAGCUAAACUAGAGGGGAACAACACAAAACAACUCGGCUCACUUUUUUCUGUCUGGUGUGGCACACUGCGAUUCAUAUUCUAUGAUGAGGGACUCUCGAUAUCAUUAGAAAAGAAGAAGAACCUGUGCUCUUUUAUGGAGCAGAAACUUAAAAAACGACAAGGCAACUGGAGUUUUAGCACAGACCGUAUUCUAUGUUUGAUUAAUGAUAGUGUGUAGCUUUUUUUUAAUGUCAUAUUUUUUUUUCCCUCAUGGGUCAGAUUGUAAUACAUGUAGUGCUGAUUACUGAACACAUAGAAUGUGGUCAAGUCAAGUGAAUUGUAGCCAUGAAGAGAACAAAAGAGAUACCAUUUCAAGUUUUGUAUGUCAGGGGAUUAGUAAAAAAAAAAAUGAGAAAAAAAUCUUUUAGAUUAAUGUGAAAUCUAUUAGUGCAUAGAUCUAUACCGGUAGGUGAAAAUGGUUCAAUUUUUAGUUUAAGAAAAGUUUAUAUUUUGCAAAACCGGUACUUCUCAUUUUCAUCAUUCAUAUUAUUGUUGAGUUCAUUACGCACUCUCAGUUGAAAGGGAUUUAAAAAAUAUUUUUUACAUGUACCAUAAAAUGGUAUCAAUAAUGAUAGUUUAAUGCACUUCUAUUGUGCCAUAUGUCCAGUUAUCUGUUUUACACGUACAUGAACUAUAUUUUCUCUGCUUUAGCUAACUGAAUUAAGCUUGUUGCUCUCUGGGAAUUCAAGGAUUGUCUUCCUCGCUGUAUCCAUUUACCUCAUCUGGGUUGAGUAGGAACAAGUGAAGUUGAUUAAAGUCUUCCCAAAUGAUGUUA